UUUCUCUCUCUCUACAUGGUCUCAGUGCCACUAGAGGGAACAGAACACCAAAACCAGGAGCUAUAAACAAUAGGACUACAUGGCUUUCAUUUUUCAUCUAAUGGACAAUGCCCAGCCUCCAUUCUGUAACUGACCAAGCGUGCCAGCAUCUGCAGUGAGAGAGGAUGGAUCCCGCACUUCUCUCCUAUGCGCUGUUAGCUGUCAUGAGGACAUGGCACAUGGCAGCACAGUUACUCACAGAGUUACUUGCAAAGUUAACAGAGGAUGAAUCGCAGGCACCUGAGUGUGAUAUGGACAGCAGCAACUUAUCAGUGCUUUGUGCAUUCACUGAGCAGCUGCAUACGGUAGACCGUUGCUUUUGGGCUAGGGAAACAAGCACUGAUUGGUGGGAUCGCAUUGUCAUGCAGGUGUGGGAUGAUGACCAGUGGGCAUAGAACUUUAGGAUGCAUAAAGCAACCUUCAUGGGGCUAUGUGCUGAGCUGUCCCCCAACCUGCGGCACAAGGACACCAGAUCGAGAGCUGCCCUUUCGGUAGAGAAGCGUGUUGCAAUCGCUGUGUGGAAGCUGGCAAAUCCAGACUGCUACUGGUCUGUUGCUAAUCAAUUUGGAGUGGGGAAGUCCACAGUUGGGGCUGUAUUAUUCCAAGUGUGCAAAGCAAAUCGCAUCCUGAUGUGGAGGACCGUGAUUCUGGGAAAUGUGCAUGAAAUAGUGGAUGGCUUUGCAGAGAUGGGUUACCCUAACUGUCACGGGGCAAUUGAUGGCACACACAUUCCAAUUUUAGCACCAGACCACCUUGCCUCUGAAUACAUCAAUAGGAAGGGAUACUUCUCCAUGGUGUUGCAGGCACUUGUGGAUCAUCAGGGGUGUUUCAUGGACAUCAAUGUAGGCUGGUCUGGAAAGGUGCAUGACACACGCAUCUUCAGGAACAGUGGCCGGUACAGAAAGCUGCAGGCGGGGACUUUCUUUCCAGACCACAAGAUCACAGUUGGGGAUGUGGAAAUGCCCAUAGUAAUCCUGGGAGACCCGACUUACUCCUUACAGCCCUGGCUCAUGAAACCUUACACAGGGCACCUGGACAGCAGCAAGGAGCGUUUUGACAACAGGCUGAGCAGGUGUCGCAUGGUAGUCGAAUGUGCCUUUGGCCAUUUGAAAGCUUGCUGGAGAUGUCUCACUGGCAGGCUAGACCUUACCGAGGAUCAUAUUCCUGUGGUCAUAGCCAUGUGCUGCACUUAGCAUAAUCUGUGUGAAUCUACGGGUGAAAUGUUUGCUCAGGUGUGGAGCACUGAGGCAGAGCGCUUGGCUGCACAGUUUGAACAGCCAGAUGCUAGGGCUGUCAGAGGAGCCCAGAGGGCUGCUAUUAACAUCAGAGGGGCUUUGAGGAACCACUUUGACAAUGAGGGGCAGUAACACGUCUGCUUUGGAGUUUCUUCUCUGGUGCAUCCAUGUACAAUUUUGGGGCCCAAGAUCCAUGCAACACAAUGCUUUAGAAGCCUGUUUCCGAGAGUGAAUUGAUUGCUAUAUGCUUUUGUAGAACACAGA
Malaclemys terrapin pileata is the source of this 1538-nucleotide messenger RNA. RefSeq lists its product as uncharacterized. The coding region runs from base 444 to 1232 and encodes 262 amino acids. The record is from RefSeq and is a predicted model, not a curated record. The transcript is spliced from 3 exons. NCBI's taxonomy places the organism in Eukaryota, Metazoa, Chordata, Testudines, Emydidae.